AGCGCUAGCGGGCGCGAGGCGGAUCAGCUGCGCCCUGGGACCCGGCACCCCCGACCCGCCGCCGCGAUGUACGACCUCGAGCGCGACUGGAGCCUGUCCUUCUCCGGCUGCGGGUUCCUAGGCUUCUACCACGUCGGGGUGACCCACUGCCUGAGCGAGCGCGUCCCGCACCUGAUCCGCAACGCGCCCAAGUUUUUCGGUUCCUCGGCCGGGGCGCUGCACUGCGCCACCUUCCUCUCCGGGAUCCCAGUGGACCAGACGCUGCAGAUACUCAAGGACCUCGUCCUGCACACCAGGAGCCGGAACAUCAGCAUCCUGCCCCCGUCCUUCAAUCUGAUCAAGUGCAUCCAAGACAGUCUGCACAGACACCUCCCGGACAACGUGCACCGGCUCCUCUCCGGCAGGCUGUUCAUCUCGCUCACCAGAGUGUCCGAUGGAGAAAAUGUGCUGGUGUCAGAUUUUCAGUCCAAAGACGAAGUCAUAGAUGCUUUGAUUUGUUCGUCCUUCAUUCCUUUCUUCUUUGGCUUCAUCCCUCCCUCCUUCAGAGGCGUGAGAUAUGUGGAUGGAGGAAUGACUGACAUCUUACCUUUCCUUGAUACCAAAACGACCAUCACUGUGUCCCCCUUCUAUGGGGAGAGUGACAUCUGCCCUAAAGUCAAGUCCACGAACUUCCUUCACGUGGACUUCACCACGCUGAGUCUGCGCUGCUGCUCAGAGAAUGCCUACCUGCUGUACCAGACGCUGUUCCCGCCAGAUCUCAGCGUGCUUGGAGCAAUAUGCCUUCAAGGCUAUUUAGACGCGGCCAGGUUCUUGGAAGAGAACGGCAUCUGUGUCAGGCCCCAGCCAUGCCUGAAUGCAUCCUUGGGAGAGUCGGAAGUCCCUGAGCUCCCCGGGGAACCUGUGAGCCUGGAGACUUCCCCCGGGGUGGCCGCCUGGGAGGCGAGGCCCCAGGGAGACGAGCUGCUGGACCACCUGUGCCUCGGCAUCCUGCACUGGGAUGAGAGCCUCCUGGAGACCCUGUCGCCCAAGUUCCUGAUAGCACUGAGAGAAGCAGUUAGAAAGCAAGAUGGGUUCAUAAGCAAGAUCUGCAACUCCUUCCCUGUUAGGGUGAUGUCCUACAUGAUGCUGCCCUGUACGCUGCCCAUGGAGUCUGCGAUUGCUGUGGUCCAGAGACUGGUGAUGUGGCUUCCACACGUGCCUGACGACAUCCAGUGGCUGCAGUGGGCGGCGUCCCGGGUUUGCUCCCGAGUGGUGGCGUACCUACUCCCCACUUCCAGAUCCCAAACACCAGUGAGGGACCAACAGCCUGACUGCCACAAACCAGAACAUGAUGGGCACCCCUGGCCUCUGUGCUCCUCCUAGGACCCAGACGCCCGCCCUGUGGACUGUCCAGCAGAGGCCGAAGCUGACCUCUGUGAUAUAUAGAAAAUGGCCUCUGUGAUGAAUUUAUUGAAACCAAAAGCAAUAUAUUUGUUUCACAAAUAGCUGGGAUGCCACUUUGGGUGUAGGGUGUAGGAGGUGGUCCAGGGCUUAAGGAAGCCUAAUGUGUAUGCAUCGGAGGUGGGCUCCAACGGUUGGGAAACUGCAUGAGGAAGACCAGCAUGGAGGGUCCGCCACCAACUCGCCUUUCAGCCCGCUCAGCUGUCCCGGUGAAAGUUCCUAAAUGGCCAGAGUUUGGGCUGGGGGGACCUUGUGGCUGGGGGCUGGGCUGUCCUUUGUGCAUCUUGGGGGUUGGAAGGAAGAGAAAAGUGUGAUCCCAUCUCUCUGUAUAGGAAGCAGUCAGUGCAGGGCAAGGGGGGUGCCAUCCUCCCAAGGACACCCCUGGCCAGGGGUCAUUGAAAGACAGGAACUUAUUUAUAUUCUAGGACAUCUUUUACACCUAAAUAUGUGAUAAAGAGUUUUACAUAAAAUAGAAGGAAAUUUUAUCUGUUGAAUUAUGUAUUAUGGGAAUCAGUGAGAUGUGAAUGGAAUAAGCCUUUAAAAAAAAUCCAGCACAGAAGAUGGCACCCCCAGGUCCUCAACUGGCCUUCUCCCUGUCGUCCAUGCCCCCACAGCUUGAAUGGAGUCGAGCAGGAGGCGGGACCCACCUCCUCUCCGGUGCGGUACUCUGUGGGCACGCACAGCGCAGUGUGACCGCAGGUGAACUGUGUGUGUCUGUUUUUCUUAUUUAUGCAUUCGAGGAUAACCCAAAGCAAAUAAACAGUGAUAAGCUCAAAAUCCCAAACGUUGGCACAGAAAGCUGCAACUCUCACCCACAUCUUGGAGAUGUCCUGGAGUCGAAGAACAGGCAGGUUCAGGCAAAGCACCCCACUGCGAGGGCAUCCCCUUUAGAGGGGAAGGUGGUUCUGGGUCUAGACUCUACGUGAACACCUAGAAGGCAGGGAGUGCUUGUGAAAAUACAGGGUCAUCACACAGUGCAGAGGAGCCCCGCUCGGGGGCUCCUGGCCGUCUCCUUGCGUUUCCGGGGGCCUCCUGUUGUGGUAGUGCUUGCUCCCCAGGUGAGGCGAGGGGGGUGGGCGGGGGACUCGCCCAGCCACUCGGCCACAAAACAAAGAGCUGGCCUCAGUGGGGGAGGCCACACGUGCCUGACACCCACCUGGACUCCCGGUGACACACCCUCAUGCCUGCCCUGGCGCCAGACUCUCAGGUUUCCCAACUGCCUUUGCUGUCAGAACCACAGCAUAGGCCUAAACACACACAACGCACUUCAGCAGUAUUUCGCAAUAACCCGUGUAUUUCCGUUUAGACAGACACUGUACCCUGGUUCUGUGAUCGUUACAAGGAAAGAAGUAUGUUAAACGGCUGAUAGGCUUUCACAGGACUUAUUUUCUUACUACUUUUUGCAAUUAUUCAACCUUCUUAUAAUGAGCAUGUUUUACAAUUUUUAAAAAAUGUGCAUGAAGACAAGGAAGUCUGGUACUUUCUCAAGAAAUGGCCAAGGCUCUCCUCCCACCUGUGCCUUAAAUGCUACCCCGACUCCUCCUCUUUGGCUGGGCCCAGAAGUCACCCCCCCACAUCCCCACCCCCCGACCAAGGCCAGAUCUUUGGAAUACUCCGCUAUCAGCAAUGCUCAGAGUGCAGUCUACUGAAUGCCAGGGAGCAGCAGUCUAUUUGGUAAACAGACAGCAAAACUUGAUGCAAAGCAUGAGCCCAGUCUUGUUAAGCGAAUAAAAUGUGUGAGCGUGCACACCUAUAGAACAGAGACGGAAAGAAUCUGUGCCAAAACACAGCGCUUCCCAUCAUGCCAUUAUUCAUGAUUAUAUUUUUUGUUAAAUUUCUAUGUAUUACUAUCGUCAGAAAAUAAUUCAUAAUACAUGUGAUUUUUA
Camelus dromedarius (Arabian camel) is the source of this 3326-nucleotide messenger RNA. RefSeq names its product patatin like phospholipase domain containing 3 (gene PNPLA3). The transcript has 9 exons. The coding region runs from base 67 to 1362 and encodes 431 amino acids. Gene Ontology annotation, molecular function: triacylglycerol lipase activity. The record is from RefSeq and is a predicted model, not a curated record. Gene Ontology annotation, cellular component: lipid droplet; membrane; cytoplasm. Gene Ontology annotation, biological process: triglyceride catabolic process; lipid homeostasis. Lineage: Eukaryota; Metazoa; Chordata; Mammalia; Artiodactyla; Camelidae.